Penicillium lagena is the source of this 447-nucleotide messenger RNA. Its product is annotated as BUD31 family protein. Bases 1 to 447 code for a protein of 148 amino acids. Gene Ontology annotation, biological process: mRNA splicing, via spliceosome. The record is from RefSeq and is a predicted model, not a curated record. NCBI's taxonomy places the organism in Eukaryota, Fungi, Ascomycota, Eurotiomycetes, Eurotiales, Aspergillaceae. The transcript is spliced from 3 exons. Gene Ontology annotation, cellular component: spliceosomal complex; nucleus.
AUGCCCCCGAUCCGCAGCUCGCGUAAUCGCAAGCCACCACCCGCAGGCUUCGAUGACCUAGAAGACACCCUGCUGGAGUUCAGCAAUAAGAUGAAGGACGCAGAGAAUGCCUCGCAUGACGGGAAAAAGAAACAUGAGAUGCUCUGGCCUAUCUUCCAGAUCAGCCACCAACGCUCACGAUACAUCUACGACCUCUACUACGAAAAAGAAGCCAUCUCCAAGCAGUUGUAUGACUGGUUGCUUAAGAAUAACUACGCAGAUGCCAACUUGAUUGCCAAGUGGAAGAAACAGGGCUAUGAGAAGUUGUGUUGCCUCCGCUGCGUUCAAACCAAAGAAACCAAUUUCAACGCUACGUGUAUAUGCCGCGUGCCCAAGGCGCAGCUCAAGGAGGAUCAAACCAUCCAAUGUGUCAGUUGCGGCUGUCGAGGCUGUGCGAGUACUGAUUAG